AUGACCUUCAAGAAAGCCCCUCAUUUAGAGGAGAUAGUCACUGAAGAUCUGAUGAUGAUGACCAAGUUGUACCAGCAUGUCCUUGCCUUGGCAUUUGCUGUGAACGAGAUCAAUAAGAAUGCCCGCCUUUUGCCCAAUGUCACCAUAGGUUUCCACAUCUAUGACAGUUACUACAAUGCAAGGAUGACCUAUCGGGCUAUGUUGGAUAUGCUUUCAAAAACACAGAGGUUCCUUCCCAAUUUCAAAUGUGGCCAACAGGAAAACAUCAUAGCUGUCAUUGGCGGUCUUAGCUCUACAAUAUCCUCACAUGUGGCAGACAUCUUAAGCCUCUACAAAAUUCCUCAGGUCACAUAUGGGUCAUUUGCCCAAGAGGAUACAUACCAAACCCUGUCUCCUUCCUAUUACCGCAUGGUCCCAGAUGAAUCCCAUCAGUAUAUCGGGAUCAUCCACUUGCUUAAAUACUUUCAGUGGAGAUGGAUCGGGAUCUUUGCUGUGCAGGACGAUGGAGGAGAUCAUUUCUUGCAGGCUUUGGAGUCAUUGUUCUUUCAGAAUGGACUUUGUUCUGCCUUCAUAGAAAGAACACCAAAUGUGGCGUUAUUUUUAAAUCUGUAUGAUAUUUUGGAGAUGAACAGGAAAUAUUAUCUGCUUCUGAAAGAAAAGAAAGCUAGAGUAUACCUGGUCCAUGGGGAUACAACAUCUUUCAUUUGGUUGGCCUACACUGUAGUAGAUUCUCUUUCUGAAGAGGAAGAACUUCAGCCUGCUGGAAAAGUGUGGAUAAUGACAGCCCAGAUUGACUUUGCAUUAGCAGGCUUUCAGGGGUUCUUGGAAUUGCAGAUGUUCCAUGGAACUAUUUCCUUAAACAUUCAUUCAAAUGAACUGCCGGAAUUCCAGAAAUACCUUCAAACCUUACAUCCUGGAGAGACAGAAGGAAACGGAUUCAUGAAGGUGUUUUGGGAGCAUGCCUUUGGCUGUUCAUUCCCAAAUCCAAGUGAGCUAAUCGAUGCUGACAGAACAUGUACUGGGGAGGAAAGGCUGGAGAAUGUUCCAAGCCUAUUCUUUGAAAUGGCCAUGACUGGCCACAGCUACAGUAUCUAUAAUGCUGUGUAUGCCAUUGCUUAUGCUCUUCAUGCCGCAGAGUCAACUAGAUCAAAGAUGAACAGCAAGAUGGGGAACAGAUAUCAUGAGCCUCAAGAUCUUCAGCCUUGGCUGGCACGGCCAAUCUCUUUAUGUAACUCCUACUGCCUUCUUGGUUACCACAAGGAAAAAAUAGAAGGGGAAAAAUUUUGUUGCUACACUUGUGUCCAAUGUCCAGAAGGAAAGAUGUCGAACCAGAAGGAUGCAGAAUAUUGCAUCACAUGCCCAGAAGAUCAAUAUCCAAGCAACGCACAAGAUCAGUGUAUUCCCCAAACUGUAACUUUUCUCUCUUACGAAGAACCUUUAGGGAUCACUUUAGCCUUGAUGGCUCUGUCGUUGUCCACGAUCACACUGCUGGUGUUGGGCAUUGUUAUUAAACACAGAGAUACACCUAUCAUCAAAGCGAACAACCGGGAGCUCACCUACGCACUGCUCAUCUCCCUUUUUCUCUGCUUCCUCUCUACCUUCCUAUUCCUCAGCCCACCAGGGAAGCUGACCUGUCUUCUACAACAACCAGCUUUUGGGAUCAUCUUCUCAGUGGCUGUUUCUUGCAUCUUGGCCAAAACCGUUAUGGUCAUGGUAGCUUUCAUGGCCACCAAACCAGGAUCUGGUAUGAGGAAGUGGGUGGGGAAAAGACUCGCCAAAUCCAUUGUCCUUUGCUUCUCUGCCAUUCAAGCCGGUCUCUGUACUGUGUGGCUAGGCACCUCGCCCCCAUUUUGGCAUUUGGAUAUGCACUCAGUGCCUGGAAAAAUCAUUGCAGGAUGCAAGGAAGGCUCAGUUCUCAUGCUCUUUCUAGUCAUGGGAUACCUGGGAUUCUUGUCUGUCAUCUCCUUCACAGUGGCUUUCCUGGCUAGGAAGUUGCCGGAUGUUUUUAAUGAAGCCAAGUUCAUCACCUUCAGCAUGCUGGUCUUUUGCAGCGUUUGGUUGUCUUUCGUCCCAUGCUACCUGAGCACCAAAGGGAAAUACACGGUGGCUGUGGAGAUUUUCUCCAUCUUAGCCUCCAGUGCUGGGCUACUUAGUUGUAUCUUUUUCCCCAAAUGCUAUAUUAUUCUGCUGAGGCCAGAGUUAAACAGUAAGGAUCAUUUAAUAAGGAGGAAGAAUUAUGGAAUGUCUCACUUGAGCAGACAUGCAUGA
Pogona vitticeps (central bearded dragon) is the source of this 2268-nucleotide messenger RNA. Lineage: Eukaryota; Metazoa; Chordata; Lepidosauria; Squamata; Agamidae. The record is from RefSeq and is a predicted model, not a curated record.